AUGACGUACUUCUGCGAGCGCUGUCAGAGCGGAGACCCACACAGCCUGGACGUCAGCGCGUUGCCUGUGCGGAACAGUCUGCUCGGCUGGGUGUCCAGGGAGCAAUCGGAUGACCGUGUGGGGAAGAAGCACGAGGAGGACUGGACCUGUGGAGUCUGCACCCUCAUCAACCUUCCACGGGCCGUGGCCUGCGAUGCCUGCCUCACUCCAAGGCCCCAAGACUACACAGGGAGAGCAUCAGCAGCGUGCUCUGCCCAGUGUGCCGAGGAGAGGCUCGCGUCACUCUGCUAUGUGUGUGUUCUUUCAGAGUCCACAAGCCCAGAGUCCGGUCCCUUCACCAGAGACCUGAUCAAAUACCCCUGCACCACAUUCAAGAGGCCCCAAGAGGAGCGCAAGCUCAACUGGAGGUCUGCGUUUGGCACCUCAACGCUCAUCUUCACCAACGUCGGCCCCAGCAGCAGUCCUAACGGCAAGGGCCUGGAUCCACACCCUACCAAUCUCUGCCCUGGGACCACCAGCCCCAGUUACACCUACACAGACGCAACCCCUGGGGGUGACACUCACCCAGCCAAGAAGAGGAGGACUAAUGAUGGGACCCCCAACUCACGCCUACCCUCAGCAGUGGGCUUUUGCUCCUCUGCACCUCCUACUGGACCUGUAGCUCCGUGCUGUACCGUCCACGGUCGUGCAGCUGUCCUGCGUGUGGUCCACAAAGAGGGGGAGAAUAAAGGUCGGGUCUUCUACGCCUGCUCUCUGCCUCGGGACGCUCAGUGCAGCUUCUUUGAGUGGGCCGACUUGCACUUCCCCUUUUGUCUCCAUGGGAAGCGCAGCCUAAUGAGGACGGUUCUCAAACUCGGGCCCAACAAUGGCCGCAGCUUCUACACCUGCGCUCUGAUGAAGGGCAAGCAAUGCGACUUCUUCCAGUGGGCGCCCAGCUGUUAG
Molecule: messenger RNA, 942 nt
Organism: Knipowitschia caucasica
Lineage: Eukaryota; Metazoa; Chordata; Actinopteri; Gobiiformes; Gobiidae
Source: the annotation of a GenBank genome assembly